AUGUAUGCGGAUGACACUCAAAUCUACUUCUCUGCCUCUGGCCUCUCCUCCAUUUACGUAUCCCAGUCCGCUAAUGUCCUGCCAGUUUGUAUGACAGCCAACAAGUACUCGAUGAACGCAAACUUCCUGCAGCUCAGCGUUGGCAAGACGGACAUAAUAUUUGGCUCCCACCACCAACUUCGGUCAUGUAUAACCACCUUAUUCCCUGAGACCCUGGCCCUGUACGAUGAUCACCAGCUGCAUCAGCUGACAGAGUUCUGCCGAGACAGAUUGGAACAGGCAAUUGAGGAAGGCGUGGAGGACAUCAGCUCAAGGCUGACAGAGAAGGAAUGUUUCAGCCCCCAGGAACACAAAAAACUCACUGAGCUCACACACAUGGGGCAGAGGACACAAAGCUCGAAAUUUCUUCUGAACCUGGUGAUGGCAAAAGGUUCCCAGGCCCUGAGAGUGACGUGGGAAUCCUUUGUGGAAAUGAGGUUCACUUUGCCCAAACUGAACAAAAUUAUGACUGAAAUACAGGAACAAGGUGCCAGUCUGGUGGAUGAGGUGACCAUUGACCGAAGUACUCCAGACGUCCCCAGUGAUAUGAUAGCUAUUCAGCGACUGCACAAGGAGACGUUACAGAAACAAUGUGAGAAACUGGAGGUGAAGACCAUCCUGAUAAAGGAGAAGGUGAAGUCGUUUCAGUUGGUUGAUCUCUACACGGAGUUAACAAUUAUUUCUGAUGUACGUGAACGGGAACUGGUAGAACAUGAGCUGCUGGCGAGAGGCAGAGACCACGAGGAGUGGAGACAGAAGCAACUCCGGGGAGAGCUGGAAAAAAUCCGAACUGAUAAACUGUUCCACAGCAGCUUCUCAAAAGGAAGUAAUUUACCUUCCUCCCAGGGAAGAAGUUCUAACUCACGCACAGGGACUUCCGCAGUAGUGAGCGGAGUGGCUGGGAUUGGAAAAACAACUAUGGUGCAAAAGAUUGUCCAUGACUGGGCCACAGGCAAAAUCUAUCCUCAGUUCCACUUUGUAUUCGUUUUUAAAUUUCGAGACCUGAACAGACUUCACGACAGACCAACCUUGAGCCGUCUGAUCGUGGAGCAGUAUCCUUACCUCAGGAAUGUUCUGGACGAGCUGUGGAAACACCCAGAAUUGCUCUUUAUAUUUGAUGGUUUGGAUGAAUUCAGGGCAAGGAUUGAUUUCGCUGACAGUCGGAGAGACACAGAGCCUCAGCGCAGGUGCACAGACCCUGAAUUCCUCUGUGAUGUGUCUGACAUUGUGUACAGUUUAAUGCAGAAAAAGCUGCUGCCGGGCUGCUCAGUGCUGGUGACCAGCCGCCCCACUGCAUUACAGUUACUGGCAAAGGCUCGGGUCAGUGUCUGGGCUGAAAUCCUGGGAUUUGUGGGUGAAGAGAGAAGGGAAUAUUUUCACAAGUUCUUUGAAGAUCAGGAGGUGGCGGCUGCUGUUUACAGCCACGUGGAGGAGAACGAGCUCCUGUUCACCAUGUGCUACAACCCGUCCUACUGCUGGAUCCUCGCUCUGUCUCUGGGUCCCUUCUUUACACGGAAACACAGCAACAAACAGCGAGUUCCCAAGACAAUCACACAACUCUUCUCCUAUUAUAUUUAUAACAUACUAUCACAUCACAGUGUCAAGAUGGAAAGCCCCCGUGAUGUGAUGCUGAAGAUUGGUGAGAUGGCCUUCACUGGAGUAUCCCAUAGAAACAUUAUCUUUAGUGAUGAAGAUCUCAUCAAAUAUAACCUCCAGCCUUCCCAGUUCCUCUCUGGCUUUCUCAUGGAACUUGUGGAGAGAGAGUCUUCAGAGCACAGCGUGGUCUACACAUUCCCGCACCUCACCAUCCAGGAGUUUGUAGCCGCACUCGCUCAGUUCCUGCCUCAAAAUACAAGAAAUCUGCAGAAACGCCUGAAUAAAGCUCACAGGGAGGAGGACGGCCGGUUUGAGAUUUUCCUGCGCUUUGUUGCUGGUCUCUCCUCCCCACGGGCAGCUGAGCCACUGGGGGAGUUUCUGGGGCCAUUUUUCCAUCAGACAACCUGCGCGGUGAUCGAUUGGCUGAAGGAGAAGGUUAAAGCUCAGAUCAGAGACACAGGACUCUCCAAGAAAGCAUUGAGACUGACACCGAUAGACUGUGUUGUGGUGUCUCAGGCCAUUGGACUUUGUGACACAAUAAAUCAACUGGAUUUGAGGAGCUGCUACAUUCAGGAGGAGGGUCUCCAGCGUCUGGUUCCUGCUCUGCACAAGUGUCAGAAGUUGCAGCUGUGGAGCAAUAAUCUGGGAGAUUGUGGAGUGAAGCGACUGUGUGAGGCUCUGAGGAACCCGGAGUGUAAACUCAGCACAAACCACUCACUGACGGAGCUGAACCUGAAUAAUAAUAAUCUGGGAGAUUGUGGA
Molecule: messenger RNA, 2397 nt
Organism: Callorhinchus milii (elephant shark)
Lineage: Eukaryota; Metazoa; Chordata; Chondrichthyes; Chimaeriformes; Callorhinchidae
Product: NACHT, LRR and PYD domains-containing protein 3-like
Cellular component (GO): cytoplasm
Source: RefSeq, a predicted model, not a curated record